This is a messenger RNA of Andrographis paniculata, 1780 nucleotides long. Its product is annotated as squamosa promoter-binding-like protein 13A. Gene Ontology annotation, molecular function: DNA binding. Bases 725 to 1642 code for a protein of 305 amino acids. The record is from RefSeq and is a predicted model, not a curated record. Lineage: Eukaryota; Viridiplantae; Streptophyta; Magnoliopsida; Lamiales; Acanthaceae. Gene Ontology annotation, cellular component: nucleus. The transcript is spliced from 4 exons.
CAAAAAAUUUCACACAUUAUUAUCAUUAUUGUUUUGAACUUUACCUGUUGGAUUCUUGCUUGAUUUGCGAGGGACAGAUGCAAUCAAUCUUUGCGUGGACGAACAGUGAAUUUGAAUUAAAUUGCAUUAUUUAUUUAUUAAUUUAUUUAUUUUUGUGGUGGUUCGAUGAGGUGAUGACAAGGUGUUCGACCUUUUGCCGCAAAGAAAAAAAAGUUCCCCAUUUGAACAUAAGCCCCCUAAAAGCAUCUUUCUUUUUGCCCAAUUCAUCCAUUGUUAAAUUUUCCACUUAGUUCUUGUUUCAUUUAUGCUUAAUUUUCAAUCUUCCCACCUAAUCCUAGAGUUAUUAUAUCUACUGACUACUGCUAUUAAUCUGUUUCUCUCUCUAGGAAAAACACACACAGAAUGAACAGUGUUCUUAUCUAGCUUUAAUUGGUUUCCACUUUACCAUCCAUCAUCAAUACUGGAGUCUUUGUCAGAGAAUGAGUGGCUGGGAAGGCUUCUAAGUCAGUCUUUCUGCUUUUACAUUUAUCAGAAUCUGAAUGUUUCUCACACUUCUGUGUAGCUCAGCUCUUCAGAAGAGGAAAUGUAGUGAAACAUUGCCAAGUGUCGAAGAUUAAAGUAGAUUGUCGAUUUUCGGGAGCGGAUUGAAGUGAAGUUAACUGUUUUAUAGGCUUGAAAAAGAGUUGGGGGGAUCGGUGAUUUGGAUUUACUACUCGUUGUUUUGAUGGAACAUUCGUCGUUUUUGGGAUCUUCGAAAAGGGCUAAAGCUCCGGCGAGCAUGGCUCAAGUUGCUCAUUGCUUGGUCGACGGAUGUAAUGCCGAUUUGAGCUUGUGUCGAGAAUAUCACCGGCGUCAUAAAGUCUGUGAAAUUCACUCGAAGACGCCUAAGGUCGCGAUUGCCGGCCGAGAGCAGCGAUUCUGCCAACAAUGCAGCAGGUUCCAUUCUCUCGUAGAAUUCGACGACGAGAAGCGAAGCUGCCGGAAACGACUCGACGGGCACAACCGGCGGCGGAGGAAGCCGCAGCCCGACACCGCCGUCUCCCGAAACUCGGGACUUAUUUUCUCCGGCCGCCAAUCCACCACCGGCGCGGCGGUGCAGCUCCUGUCCUUCGCCAAUCCUCACAUGCUCCCGGCCCCCGUCGCGGGGCCCACUUGGCCGUCACCGAUCGUGAAAACCGAGCACGAUAUCACGCCGUUCAGCCACAGCUACGGUCAGCACAUGAAUUACUUCGACGGCCGAUCGAGCGCGUUCCCGGAAUGCUCGUCGCAAUUUCGAUUCAUUCAAGGCGGCGAUGCCGCCGUCCGUCUCGAGCCGAACGUUACGUCGUCGUCGUCGACGUCGGGAAGUUGCUCUAACCGUGCUCUCUCUCUUCUGUCAUCGGCGCCACCAUCAUCCUCGUCGGAAUUCUGUAAUAAUGACGACGCCCUGCUCCCGGCCCCCAUGGCUCACCUCAACUUGCAGUUCAGCCACGGCGACAUUUGUCAGAAUCCGGCGGCCGGAAAAAGCAAGGCCCCCUUUGGCUCCGGUGGCAGCUCCGGCAGCGGAAAUGGCCUGAGCUUGUCGGAAAUGUUCGAGCCGGAAGGGCCGGCGACGGCAACGUCGAGUGGGCCCCAUCAAACUCUGAGUUUCAUGUGGGAGUAGAAGUAAUAUUGAUUUGUGUGUAUAUAUAUAUGUAUGUAUUUUUUUACAGGGCAUGUUGGUGUGAUUCUAUCAUCAUCGACAUCGUACUUGUAAUGUUUUGACGAGAAGCUGAUGAACGAACUGCUGCUAUUUCUUCUA